AGGCAACAGCGCCAACAUCCCACAAUGCAAUACAUUCCACAGGGGUAAAUUGCGCCUGCGUCCUGUGCGCUUCCUUUUUGGACCUACGUCUCCAGAACUACAAUGGCCAAGCGCACCAAGAAGGUGGGGAUUGUGGGUAAAUACGGCACGCGUUACGGCGCGUCGCUCAGGAAGAUGGUGAAGAAGAUUGAGAUCAGCCAACACGCCAAGUACACCUGCUCCUUCUGUGGCAAGACCAAGAUGAAGAGGAGGGCUGUUGGUAUCUGGCACUGUGGGUCCUGCAUGAAGACUGUUGCUGGAGGCGCCUGGACAUACAACACGACGUCUGCAGUCACAGUGAAGUCGGCCAUCAGGAGACUGAAGGAGCUGAAAGAGCAGUAGACUGUUACUGGAGGAUCAGACUGUCACUGUUGUGUACAGUUUGACCUGGACGCCGAACAUCUACCACAAUAAAAAUCAUUCUGGAGCUGAAACACCGGAGUCUAUUUGUACUGCUUGUGUUGCUGUUAGUACAGCCCUGUGUGUUGCCUGCCACCUCAGCCGAGUGUCUUACCUCCUACAGUCCCGCUGUAACGGCA
Messenger RNA from Salvelinus sp. IW2-2015, 578 nucleotides. Its product is annotated as large ribosomal subunit protein eL43. Gene Ontology annotation, molecular function: structural constituent of ribosome. Gene Ontology annotation, biological process: translation. Lineage: Eukaryota; Metazoa; Chordata; Actinopteri; Salmoniformes; Salmonidae. Gene Ontology annotation, cellular component: ribosome. The record is from RefSeq and is a predicted model, not a curated record.